Molecule: messenger RNA, 3030 nt
Organism: Saxophila tyrrhenica
Lineage: Eukaryota; Fungi; Ascomycota; Dothideomycetes; Mycosphaerellales; Extremaceae
Exons: 6
Coding region: 1-3030 (1009 amino acids)
Biological process (GO): regulation of intracellular pH; proton export across plasma membrane
Cellular component (GO): plasma membrane
Molecular function (GO): ATP hydrolysis activity; ATP binding; P-type proton-exporting transporter activity
Source: RefSeq, a predicted model, not a curated record
AUGGCGGCUCCGCGCGUGAGCUUCGGCGAGAAGGACAUGGAGAACGGCGGAGGCGACGCUGAGAGGUCGAGGUCGAGGAAGUGGUCGCAGGCACCUGGCAACAUCGAGGAUCUUGACGAGUACACUGCUCUUCAGAAGUACAUCUCUACAUACAGAGAUCCCAAGGCUGCCGCCGCCGAGGAAGGCGAGGAUGACGGCGGCGAGACGAAGAAGAAGCCGGCGUGGAAGUUCUGGGCCAAGGAAGAGAAGACCGAAGACGACGGCUCCGUGCCCGACGAGUGGCUCAACGCCGACAUCAAGCAGGGCAUCAGCAACAGCGAUGUCGAGCACCGCCGGAAGCGCUUCGGCUGGAACGAGCUCUCCUCCGAGAAGGAGAACUUGUUCAUCAAGUUCUUGAUGUUUUUCACCGGUCCUAUCCUCUAUGUCAUGGAAGUCGCUGUCGUCCUCGCUGCCGGUCUUCAGGACUGGAUCGAUUUCGGUGUCAUUAUCGCUAUCCUCAUGCUCAACGCCGCCGUCGGUUGGUAUCAAGAGAAGCAGGCCGCAGACGUGGUCGCAAGUUUGAAGGGUGACAUUGCCAUGAAGGCGGUCGUCAUCCGUCAAGGUCAAGAACAAGAUAUCAAGGCUCGCGAACUCGUCCCUGGCGACAUUGUGGUCGUUGAGGAAGGUCAAACUGUCCCGGCCGACGCUCGCUUGAUUUGCGACUACGAGACUCCGGAAGAUUUCGAAAAGUACAAGGAACUCCGCGAACAGCAUGCUCUCAACCCAGAGGAGGACCCGGCCGGCUCUGAAGACAAGGAGGGCGAGGAGGGCGAGGAGGGUGUUGCCCACCAAGGACACGCAAUCAUUGCCACCGAUCAGUCUGCCAUUACCGGAGAGUCGCUCGCUGUGGACAAGUACAUGGGCGACAUGGUCUACUACACGACUGGUUGCAAGCGCGGCAAGGCCUAUGCUGUCUGCGAGACCUCUGCCAGGUUCUCCUUCGUCGGUCGUACCGCUACUCUCGUGCAAGGCGCCAAGGACCAGGGUCACUUCAAGGCUAUCAUGAACAACAUCGGUACUGCGCUUCUCGUCCUGGUCAUGUUCUGGAUUCUCCUCGCCUGGAUUGGCGGCUUCUACCGCAAUCUCGGCAUCGCCACGCCAACGGACUCUGACAACACUUUGCUCCGCUACGUCCUGAUCCUGUUCAUCAUUGGUGUGCCCGUCGGUCUGCCUGUCGUCACCACCACGACUCUAGCCGUCGGUGCCGCCUACCUCGCCAAGGAGCAGGCUAUUGUGCAGAAGCUUACCGCCAUCGAGUCGCUUGCUGGUGUCGACGUGCUCUGCUCUGACAAGACCGGUACUCUCACCGCCAACCAGCUGUCCAUCCGUGAGCCAUACGUCGCCGAGGGCGAGGAUGUCAACUGGAUGAUGGCGUGCGCAGCUCUCGCCUCGUCCCACAACAUCAAGUCCCUCGACCCCAUCGACAAGGUCACCAUUCUUACGCUCAAGCGCUACCCCAAGGCCCGUGACAUUCUCAAGGACGACUGGAAGACCGACAAGUUCACCCCAUUCGACCCCGUCUCCAAGCGCAUUACCUGUGUUGUCACUCUCCGCGGCGAUACCUUCACCUGCGCCAAGGGUGCACCAAAGGCUGUCCUCAACCUGACCGAAUGUACCAAGGAGGUUGCCGAUCACUUCAAGGAGAAGGCGACUGAGUUUGCCCGCCGUGGUUUUCGCUCCCUGGGUGUCGCCUACAAGAAGAACGACGACCCGUGGGUUCUGUUGGGUAUGCUUUCUAUGUUCGACCCUCCACGUGAGGACACUGCCCAGACCAUCGUCGAAGCCCAGCAGCUCGGUGUCCCAGUCAAGAUGCUUACGGGUGACGCCAUUGCCAUCGCCAAGGAGACUUGCAAGAUGUUGGCUCUCGGUACGAAGGUCUACAACUCUCAGAAGCUUAUUCACGGUGGUCUUUCUGGCACCACUCAGCACGAUCUUGUCGAGCGCGCCGACGGUUUUGCCGAGGUGUUCCCAGAGCACAAAUACCAGGUCGUGGAGAUGCUGCAGCAGCGUGGUCAUUUGACUGCCAUGACUGGUGAUGGUGUCAACGAUGCUCCGUCUCUAAAGAAGGCUGACUGCGGUAUCGCUGUCGAGGGUGCUUCCGAAGCCGCCCAGGCCGCCGCCGACAUCGUCUUCCUCGCGCCCGGUCUCUCGACUAUUGUUCUCGCCAUCAAGAUUGCCCGCCAGAUUUUCCAGCGCAUGAAGUCGUACAUCCAGUACCGUAUUGCUCUGUGUCUCCAUCUGGAAAUCUACCUGGUCACCUCCAUGAUCAUCAUCAACGAGACCAUCCGAUCCGACUUGAUCGUCUUCAUCGCCCUAUUCGCCGAUUUGGCCACCGUCGCCGUUGCGUACGACAACGCCCACUCCGAACAGCGUCCCGUCGAAUGGCAAUUGCCCAAGAUCUGGAUCAUUUCCGUUAUUCUCGGCAUUGAACUCGCUGCUGCUACCUGGAUCAUCCGCGGCACGCUCUAUGUGCCUAACGGCGGUAUCGUGCAAAACUUUGGCAACAUCCAAGAAAUCCUGUUCUUGGAAGUUGCUCUGACCGAGAACUGGCUCAUCUUCGUCACCCGUGGUGGCCAGACCUUCCCAUCGUGGCAGCUCGUUGGCGCCAUUGGUGCCGUCGACGCCGUCGCUACCCUGUUCUGUAUCUUCGGCUGGCUCUCCGGCGGCGUUCACCAACUCCCUCUCCCGGACCCGAACUCGCAGUUCUGGUUCAAGCAGUCCACGUACGGCCACACCGACGUCGUCACCGCUGUUGUCAUCUGGGCCUACUCGAUCGGUGUUAUCAUCAUCAUGGCCAUCACCUACUGGCUCCUCAACCAGAUCCCCUACCUCAGCGACCUCGGCCGCAAGAACCGCAACGUCCACGACACCCAGAUGGAGAACAUCAUCGGCCACCUCAGCAAGCUCGCCCUCCGACACGAGAAGGACGAGCACGGCGAGAGCCGAUGGACUCUGGUGGGCAAGUCGUCGGAAGAGGAGGAGGAGGACUAG